This is a messenger RNA of Alligator mississippiensis (American alligator), 2907 nucleotides long. RefSeq names its product proprotein convertase subtilisin/kexin type 4 (gene PCSK4). Gene Ontology annotation, molecular function: serine-type endopeptidase activity. NCBI's taxonomy places the organism in Eukaryota, Metazoa, Chordata, Crocodylia, Alligatoridae. Gene Ontology annotation, cellular component: trans-Golgi network; Golgi membrane. Gene Ontology annotation, biological process: peptide hormone processing. The transcript is spliced from 15 exons. The record is from RefSeq and is a predicted model, not a curated record. Bases 518 to 2776 code for a protein of 752 amino acids.
GCACAUGCACGCACACCUACAGAUGCACGCAGGUGCGCACGUGUGUGUGCAGGUCGCACGCACCCUGCACACACGUACACCAGCAUGCAUGUACACGCGCACCUGCACACGCACACAACCGGCAUGCAUUUCCAGGCACGCACCCCUGCACAUACACACACACACGGGCACCUCCAUGUAUUGACACGCACGCGCACAUGCAUGCCCGGACGCACGCCUGCACACCUGCAGGCGCUCAUAUUGUGCACCUGCACAAACGCACAUGCACGCACACCUACACACACGGCUCGGGCUCCGCCCUAUCACACGCACGUGCAAGCUGGGUUCACCUCCCGGCCCCCCCUCCCUUUGCAACUCUGUCGCAAAGCCUCCUGGGAACUGUAGUCCCCGCGGCCCCGCGUGGGCGUUGCCAUGACGACCCCGGGGUGUGAACACGUGCGCCCUGCGCGGGGCGGAGGCGCUCGAGGCCGGCUGGGGUAGAAAGGCCCCCGGGCAGGAGCCUUGGCCUGGCGCAGCCAUGGAGGGGGCGGCGGGCGCUGCCCUGCUGCUGCUGCUGGCGCUGCCCCGCGCCUCCCCCAGCAUCUACCUGAACAGCUGGGCCGCGAGGGUGCCCGGGGGCGCCGCCACGGCCGAGCUGCUGGCCCGCAAGCACGGCUUGCUCUUGCUGGGGCAGGUCAUCGAAGGGGAGCCCUAUUACCAUUUCAAGCACCGAGGCCUGGUGCAGAAAUCCCUGAACAGACACUGGGGCUGGCACGUGCGUCUGAAAAGGGAGCCCAAGGUGCGCUGGUUUGAGCAGCAGACUCUGAAGAGGCGAGCGAGAAGGACGGUCGCGGUGGUGCCAACAGAUCCCUGGUUUCAUCAGCAGUGGUACAUGAAUAACGACGUGAGUCCAGACCUGAACAUCCUCACGGCCUGGAGCAAAGGGUACACGGGUGCGGGCGUGGUGGUCUCCAUCCUGGAUGACGGCAUCGAAAAGGACCACCCCGACCUCUCUGCUAACUACGAUCCCUUAGCAAGUUAUGACUUCAACGCUAACGACCCCGACCCGCAGCCGCGUUACAACAGCUGGGACGAGAACCGGCACGGGACGCGCUGCGCGGGAGAGGUGGCGGCCGUGGCCAACAACCGAAUCUGCGGUGCAGGCGUCGCAUACAACGCGCGGAUCGGAGGCGUGAGGAUGCUGGACGGCCCCAUCACGGACAUCGUGGAGGCCCAGUCCCUGAGCCUGCGGCCCCAGCACAUCCACAUCUACAGUGCCAGCUGGGGCCCGGAGGACGAUGGCAAGACCGUGGACGGGCCAGGGGUGCUAGCCAUGGAAGCCUUCUAUAAGGGGAUAGCGAACGGCCGGGGUGGCCUGGGCUCCGUGUUCGUCUGGGCCUCAGGCAACGGCGGCCUGCGCUACGACAACUGCAACUGCGACGGCUACACCAACAGCAUCUACACGCUGUCCGUGGGCAGUGCCACCGAGACCGGCAGGGUGCCCUGGUACAGCGAGGCCUGCGCCUCCACCCUCACCGCCACGUACAGCAGUGGCGCCCGGCAGGACCGGCAGAUCGUGACCACGGACCUGCACCACCGCUGCACCGACAGGCACACGGGCACCUCGGCCUCCGCGCCUCUCGCGGCCGGGAUGAUGGCGCUCGCGCUGGAAGCCAACCCUGCUCUGACCUGGCGGGACAUGCAGCACCUGGCGGUGAGAGCCUCCCGCCCAGCCCACCUGCAAGCGGACGACUGGGCCGUGAACGGGGUCGGGCGCAAAGUGAGCCACCACUAUGGCUAUGGGCUGCUGGACGCCGGCGCGCUGGUGGACCUGGCCAAGAAGUGGCCCGUGACUCGGCCUCAGAGGAGAUGCUUGGUCAAGGUCGUCUACUCGCCCCUAAAGAUCGGCUCGAAACUCUCCGUCAGCAAGAACGUCUCCAGCUGCACCGGGAGGGCCAAGCACAUUCGCUCCCUGGAGCACGUCCAGGUCCGGGUUUCCCUGAGCUACAGCCGGCGAGGGGACCUGGCGAUCUCCCUGACCAGCCCCAUGGCCACCAAGUCCACCCUGGUAGCCGUCAGGCCCUACGACACCAGCAGCCAGGGCUACACGGACUGGGCCUUCAUGUCCACCCACUUCUGGGACGAGGACCCGCAGGGCACCUGGACGCUCGUGCUGGAGAACAAGGGUGAUGCCUACAACACCGGCUUCCUGACCAGCUUCAUGCUGCAGCUCUACGGCACGGAGGAGGACAUGAGAGCCAGGCAGGUGGAGGCCUCCGUCGUGAGCAAGUGCACGCAGCGCGAUGCCCAGGGAGCCUGCACGGAGUGCAGCAGCCCCUUCUACGCCUUCCAGCGCCUGUGCCUCUCCUACUGCCCUCCCCGCUACUACAACCGCACCCGAAGGUCCCUGGGCACCGCCCGCCCCAUGGGGGUCUGCACCCACUGCCACCCGUCCUGCUACACCUGCCAGGGGGACGGCGCCAGCAAUUGCACAGCCUGCCCCCCCUUCUGCACCUACGACGAGCGCGCCCACACCUGUUCCUCGCCGACGUACCCCUCCCCGCUGCCCGGCGGGGACGGAGGCACGUGGAGCGGGGAGCAUCGUGCCAUCCUGGUGCUGCUGGUGCUGCUUUGCGGGGGUCCUGUCCUCCUCACUCUCCUCUACCUCGCGUACCGCGUGGCGGCCCUUGCCCGGGCCAGGAAGCAGCAGGCAGCGCCUUGCACUCCAGACACAGCCGCUGACGUGGAGCUGACCAGGCAGGACUGUGCUAGCCCGGAGAACAGGACUUGGGACUGAAAGCAGCCCACGGAGCAGCAGGCGCCUUGGCCACCAGCAUAAGGCAGAGCUGGCCCCCCUGCCCCCCUGGCUGUGCCCUGUCUUCUUUUGAUACUACCCAUGCCCCCAAAAUAAAUGUGUUCCCACUCAGA